This is a messenger RNA of Racocetra persica, 272 nucleotides long. NCBI's taxonomy places the organism in Eukaryota, Fungi, Glomeromycota, Glomeromycetes, Diversisporales, Gigasporaceae. The record is from the annotation of a GenBank genome assembly.
GUGCUGAUGGUGUUGAUGAAAUUGUGUUUUCCAAGGGCCACUCUAAAAGGACAUUACCUGAAUUCCUGUCUGAUGUACAGGAUCGCAUAACUAUUACCCUUGACGAUAUAGUACAUACGGGAAACCAUGAAAUUAUUACUUUGACCAAUGGUAAUAAGGCAAUUUUGUUACCAGUUACUACUUCUACAGGAAAGAGUGUGUUAACUUCAGUUAUGAUAUGUGGAAUUAAUCCACAACGAGCCCUUGAUCGUGAAUACAUGGGAUUCUUACAG